AUGGAUGGGUCACUUUUCGACAAUUCGAAAAAGGAAGAACACGCUGAGAUUGUUUCUCUGUGCUGGGCCAUAUGGAAUGCUAGAAACCAGUUCGUAUGGGAUAACAAGAAAUCUUCAGUAGAUAGGGUGUUGACAUCAAUGAGGCAGUACCUUGCAGAAUACAGUAAGGCCCAGGAUUUUUUUACACAGGCUCUGUAUCAGUUCGUUGAACAUCGAGAUGGAGCUCAGGUCUGGGUUAGGCCAAAAAAUAGUGCAGUCAAGAUAACGGUUGAUGCGACGAUAUUUGCUGAGAGCUCUUCUUAUGAUAUUGGUAUGCUAGCUCGGAACGACAAGAGGGAGGUGAUUUGUGGUAGGUUAGAAUCGUAUCCAAGUAACGUUCGUGCGGAUUUUGCUGAAGCUAUGGCUGUGAAAGAGGCACUAAGCUGGUGUAAGCUUAACAAAUGGCAUGAGAUAGUUCUGGAGUCAGACUGCUUAUCAGUAGUGCAAGCUUUAAGAUGCUCAAUUGCUAUGCGCUCGCCGUUUGUUAUAUUAUUAGGGAGUGUAGAGAGAUGCUCAAGGAGGUAA
Daucus carota subsp. sativus is the source of this 564-nucleotide messenger RNA. RefSeq lists its product as uncharacterized. The record is from RefSeq and is a predicted model, not a curated record. The transcript has a single exon. Gene Ontology annotation, molecular function: RNA-DNA hybrid ribonuclease activity; nucleic acid binding. The coding region runs from base 1 to 564 and encodes 187 amino acids. Lineage: Eukaryota; Viridiplantae; Streptophyta; Magnoliopsida; Apiales; Apiaceae.